UCCCUCCCCAUGGCCGGGACGUACAGCUCCACUCUGAAGACGCUGGAGGACUUGACCUUGGACUCCGGGUAUGGGGCCGGAGACUCGUGCCGCUCGCUCAGCCUCUCGUCCUCCAAGUCCAACUCGCAGGCGCUCAACUCUUCGGCGCAGCAGCACCGCGGGGCGGCCUGGUGGUGCUACUCCGGCUCUAUGAACAGCCGCCACAACAGCUGGGACACGGUGAACACGGUGCUCCCCGAAGACCCCGAGGUGGCCGACCUCUUCUCGCGCUGCCCGCGGCUCCCCGAGCUGGAGGAGUUCCCCUGGACCGAGGGAGACGUGGCCCGGGUGCUCCGCAAAGGCGCCGGCGGCCGGCGACUGCCCCUGUUCUCCGCCGAGGCGGUGAGGCGCCUGGCCGGGCUGCUCCGCAGGGCGCUCAUCCGCGUGGCCCGCGAGGCGCAGCGCCUGAGCGUGCUGCACGCCAAGUGCACCCGCUUCGAGGUGCAGAGCGCCGUGCGCCUGGUGCACAGCUGGGCGCUGGCCGAGAGCUGCGCGCUGGCCGCUGUCAAGGCGCUGUCCCUGUACAGCAUGAGCGCCGGCGACGGACUGCGCCGGGGCAAGUCGGCGCGCUGUGGCCUCACCUUCUCGGUGGGCCGCUUCUUCCGCUGGAUGGUGGACACCCGCAUCUCCGUGCGCAUCCACGAGUACGCGGCCAUCUCGCUCACCGCCUGCAUGGAGAACCUGGUGGAGGAGAUCCGGGCCAGGGUACUGGCCAGCCAGAGCCCCGACGGCGCAGGGUCCGGAGGCGGGGAGGUGUCCGCUGAGGCCCUGGAGAUGGUCAUCAACAACGACGCCGAGCUCUGGGGCGUUCUGCAGCCCUACGAGCAUCUCAUCUGCGGCAAGAACGCCAAUGGUGUCCUCUCCCUCCCCGCGUACUUCAGUCCUUACAACGGCGGGUCCCUGGGCCAUGACGAACGAGCUGAUGCCUACGCUCAGCUGGAGCUCCGGACCCUGGAGCAGUCCCUCCUGGCCACCUGCGUGGGCAGCAUCUCGGAGCUGAGCCUCUGCCCACAUGGCACCUUAUGCAAAAGGUCUGCCCUGAGCACCCUGUGUGACCUGGUCUCCCGUGCCAUGCACCACAUGCAGGGGCGCCACCUCCUGUGUCCGGGCACCAGCCCCGCCCGCCAGGCCCGCCAGCCACCACAGCCCAUCACCUGGUCCCCCGAUGCCCUCCACACGCUCUACUACUUCCUAAGGUGUCCACAGAUGGAGUCCAUGGAGAACCCCAACCUGGACCCCCCAAGGAUGACCCUGAACAAUGAACGGCCCUUCAUGCUGCUGCCCCCCCUGAUGGAGUGGAUGCGCGUGGCCAUCACCUACGCGGAGCACCGCCGCAGCCUUACUGUGGACAGUGGCGACAUCCGGCAGGCAGCCCGGCUGCUGCUACCUGGCCUGGACUGCGAGCCCCGGCAGCUCAAGCCUGAAUGCUGUUUCAGUUCCUUCCGGAGGUUGGAUGCCCGGGCAGCUACUGAAAAGUUCAACCAGGAUCUGGGUUUCCGCAUGCUCAACUGUGGGAGGACAGAUCUCAUCAACCAGGCCAUCGAGGCCCUGGGGCCGGACGGGGUAAACACCAUGGACGACCAGGGUAUGACGCCACUGAUGUAUGCCUGUGCUGCUGGGGAUGAAGCGAUGGUCCAGAUGCUGAUUGAUGCUGGGGCAAACUUGGACAUCCAGGUUCCAAGCAACUCUCCCAGGCACCCCUCCAUCCACCCUGACAGUCGGCACUGGACCUCGCUGACGUUUGCUGUGCUGCACGGACACAUUUCUGUGGUCCAGCUGCUGCUAGACGCUGGUGCCCACGUGGAGGGCUCGGCAGUGAACAGCGGUGAGGACAGCUACGUGGAGACACCCCUGCAGCUAGCAUCUGCAGCUGGGAACUACGAGCUGGUCAGCUUGCUGCUGAGCCGCGGCGCUGACCCCCUCCUCAGCAUGCUCGAAGCCAACGGCAUGGCCUCCCCGCUCCAUGAGGACAUGAACUGCUUCAGCCACUCAGCCGCCCACGGCCACAGAAACGUCCUAAGGAAGCUCCUGACACAGCCGCAGCAGGCCAAAGCAGACGUGCUAUCCCUGGAGGAGAUCCUGGCCGAGGGCGUGGAGGAAAGCGAUGCGUCAAGCCAGGGCAGCGGUGGCGAGGGGCCUGUGCGCCUGAGCCGGACCCGCACGAAAGCUCUGCAGGAGGCCAUGUACUACAGCGCCGAGCACGGCUACGUGGACAUCACCAUGGAGCUGAGGGCACUGGGCGUCCCCUGGAAGCUACACAUCUGGAUCGAGUCUCUGAGGACCUCCUUCUUCCAGUCACGGUACUCGGUGGUGCAGGGCCUCCUGCGGGAUUUCAGCUCCAUCAAGGAGGAGGAGUACAAUGAGGAGCUGGUGACCGAGGGCUUGCAGCUCAUGUUCGACAUCCUCAAGACCAGCAAAAACGACUCCGUCAUCCAGCAGCUGGCCACCAUCUUCACCCACUGCUACGGCAGCAGCCCCAUCCCCAGCAUCCCAGAGAUCCGGAAGACCCUGCCGGCCAGGCUAGACCCUCACUUCUUGAACAACAAGGAGAUGUCAGAUGUGACCUUCCUGGUAGAAGGAAAGCUAUUUUAUGCACAUAAAGUCCUGCUGGUGACAGCUUCCAACAGGUUCAAGACACUGAUGACCAAUAAAUCAGAGCAAGAUGGAGACAGCAGCAAAACCAUCGAGAUCAGUGACAUGAAGUACCACAUUUUUCAGAUGAUGAUGCAGUAUCUGUACUAUGGAGGGACAGAAUCCAUGGAAAUCCCCACCGCUGACAUCCUAGAGCUGCUGUCGGCUGCCAGCCUGUUCCAGCUGGAUGCCCUGCAGAGGCACUGUGAGAUCCUGUGCUCCCAGACUCUCAGCGUGGAGAGUGCCGUGAACACCUACAAAUAUGCCAAGAUCCACAAUGCCCCAGAACUGGCGCUGUUCUGUGAGGGCUUCUUCCUCAAGCACAUGAAAGCCCUGCUGGAGCAGGACUCCUUCCGGCAGCUCAUCUACGGCCGCAGCAGCAAAGUGCAGGGCCUGGACCCCCUGCAGGACCUGCAGAGCACACUGGCCGAGCGAGUGCACUCUGUCUACAUCACCUCCCGGGUGUGAGGCGGGUGCCAAGGACGGCUGGUUGAGGCCCUCUUGGAGCCAGGCUCAUGGGGCUGUUUCCCCCUCCUUCCCCAGAUGUCCUC
Messenger RNA from Cynocephalus volans (Philippine flying lemur), 3221 nucleotides. It is a transcript of the gene ABTB2, whose product is annotated as ankyrin repeat and BTB domain containing 2. The record is from RefSeq and is a predicted model, not a curated record. The transcript is spliced from 18 exons. Bases 10 to 3138 code for a protein of 1042 amino acids. Gene Ontology annotation, molecular function: protein heterodimerization activity. NCBI's taxonomy places the organism in Eukaryota, Metazoa, Chordata, Mammalia, Dermoptera, Cynocephalidae.